Rhinichthys klamathensis goyatoka is the source of this 451-nucleotide messenger RNA. It is a transcript of the gene anapc16, whose product is annotated as anaphase promoting complex subunit 16. The record is from RefSeq and is a predicted model, not a curated record. The transcript is spliced from 4 exons. NCBI's taxonomy places the organism in Eukaryota, Metazoa, Chordata, Actinopteri, Cypriniformes, Leuciscidae. Gene Ontology annotation, biological process: protein ubiquitination. Bases 113 to 439 code for a protein of 108 amino acids. Gene Ontology annotation, cellular component: cytosol; anaphase-promoting complex; kinetochore.
CCACGACGUUAGGGGGCGCGCCAACAUCCGAUCCGUGACAAACUGACGUAAACAAACCGACUGAAGAAAGAAAUAACAGCAGCGGCGGAGCUUUGGGGGACACAGGUUGUGAAUGGCAGCAUCUUCGUCCUCGUCCUCGGCUGGCGGGGUCAGUGGCAGCUCGGUGACCGGGUCCGGCUUCAGCGCUUCGGAGCUCAUCCCGCCCAGGAAAGUCCUGUACACAUACCCGAAAGGAGCUGGAGAGAUGAUGGAGGAUGGAUCUGACAGGUUUUUGUGUGAGUCUGUGUUCAGCUAUCAAGUUGCAUCCACUCUGAAGCAGGUUAAACAUGAUCAGCAGGUUUCCCGGAUGGAGCGUCUGGCGGGGCUGGUGGAGCAGUUGGAGGCGGACGAGUGGAAAUAUAAACCCAUCGAGCAGCUCCUGGGAUUCACGACCUCAUGAUAUCUACACAUC